AACAGAAAAAAGGGGUCUUUAUGAUUAUUGUUGAUUUCCUUUUGGUGCAAAGCAAACAGCAAGUCUUAACUGGCAGAGAUCUUUAAGUUGCAUGAGUUGGAGCUGGAACCAAUUUGCCUGUGCAUGAAUAUAUAUACAUACUCAGUGCCUAUAAAAAGUACCAAAAUAUACAGGCAUAUUUAAAUGGGCAACGCAGCUUCUUGCACACCUUCCUUGACAGCCAAUGGGGUCUUCAAGGUGUUGUUCUUGGAUGGGAGGUUAGAGUCCUAUACAAAACCAAUCAGAGCUGCAGAACUGAUGCUAGAAUACCCUGGACAGUUUGUUUGUGACUCUACCUACCUCAAAGUGGGACACCGCAUUCAAGGGCUGUUAGCUGAUGAAGAACUCGAAAGGCGCAAAUUUUACUUCCUUCUACCGAUGGAGCUUCUCUACUCUGUGCUAACCCAUGAAGAAAUGAGCUCCCUUAAUUACAAAGCAUCAAGGGCAACCAAGCAUGCAAGCUUUAACAACCUGGGAAAGAUUUUUCCAGUUUUCAGUGAAUUUUGCAUGUUCCCUUCGGAGCUUAAGAGAUUAGAAGCUGCGAAUCAGGUGAUAAGGGAGCCAGAACCAGUUGAAAGGUACUCCAAACAGAGAUCUUGGAGACCAGCGCUGGAAACCAUUGAUGAAACUCCAUGAUGCAUGUUCAUUUUUCUUCAUUUGUGUCGGGCAGAAAUUCUUGGACAUUCUUUUCUACUUUUUUGUAAUCAUACCUUUACUUAGAUGUUAGAAUUAGUUCAUAUAUUUUUAUUAUAAACCAAAAUAUCUGAGCUGCGCGGGAUGGCAUGUAAGCUUGAUGAA
Vigna radiata var. radiata (mung bean) is the source of this 837-nucleotide messenger RNA. RefSeq lists its product as uncharacterized. NCBI's taxonomy places the organism in Eukaryota, Viridiplantae, Streptophyta, Magnoliopsida, Fabales, Fabaceae. The transcript is spliced from 2 exons. The record is from RefSeq and is a predicted model, not a curated record. The coding region runs from base 184 to 675 and encodes 163 amino acids.